CGACGUAGACGAGGGCGAACCUAUAAAAUGAGGUUGACGCACGAAUCCCGCUCAUUAUUAAACAAAAUUUUGAAGAGAAAGAAACUCUGAAGUAGGGUGUGUUUUUAGUGCGCAAGCCACAUUUGGUGGAUAAAGAAAAAAGCGAAGAAGAACAAUUGAAUUGAAUCAAUUGCGAGAAAGAGACAAAACUCAUAAAUAUUUAAAGAACAUUGCCCCGUGAAAAUAUAAAUAGUGUGAAUACACAGUGAACAAUACCAACAAUUGCACUUUGCCAUUGCAUUUUGCACUUUUCCACUUGGAUUUUUGAACUUUUACGGAUUCCCAGACAAUCGCUUACAUUUAAGGUAAGCUUCGUUGGACAUAUUGCCACAUGUGGGCGCAUCGAUUUGAUCUGCUGAAAGAAGCACAUCGGGAGCGGAGCUCUCGUUGAUGGUGACUACAUACGUCACUCGCGUGACAACACGGCAGUUGCACAACUGUGCUGUUCUGUGCUUCUAGCACUUUCCAUCGCCCCAACCCAGCAAGCUGGCAAUCAGUAUUCAUUCUAAUCUAUAGCGUUCGUUCGUUUGUGUUUCCCCUAUAUUUUCAGCUGAGAGAUGGGCAAAGACUUCUACAAGAUUCUGGGCCUCGAGCGCAAGGCCAGCGACGAUGAGAUCAAGAAGGCCUACCGCAAACUGGCACUCAAAUACCAUCCCGACAAGAACAAGAGCCCACAGGCGGAGGAGCGCUUCAAGGAGAUCGCCGAGGCGUACGAGGUGCUGUCGGACAAAAAGAAGCGCGACAUCUUCGACAAUUACGGUGAGGAUGGAUUGAAGGGCGGACAGCCGGGACCAGAUGGCGGCGGUCAGCCGGGAGCGUACACUUACCAGUUCCACGGCGAUCCGAGGGCCACAUUUGCCCAGUUCUUUGGAUCGUCGGAUCCGUUUGGCGCGUUCUUUACCGGCGGCGAUAACAUGUUUAGUGGCGGUCAGGGCGGCAAUACCAACGAGAUCUUCUGGAACAUUGGCGGCGACGAUAUGUUUGCCUUUAAUGCCCAGGCACCCAGUCGCAAGCGCCAGCAGGAUCCGCCCAUCGAGCAUGAUCUGUUCGUGUCGCUGGAGGAAGUGGACAAGGGAUGCAUCAAGAAGAUGAAAAUCUCACGCAUGGCCACCGGAAGCAAUGGGCCGUACAAGGAGGAGAAGGUGCUGAGGAUCACAGUGAAGCCGGGCUGGAAGGCCGGUACCAAGAUUACCUUCCCCCAAGAGGGUGAUUCGGCGCCAAACAAGACGCCAGCUGACAUCGUCUUCAUCAUUCGCGACAAACCGCAUUCGCUGUUCAAACGCGAGGGAAUCGAUCUAAAGUAUACAGCCCAGAUCAGUCUGAAGCAGGCCUUGUGCGGAGCACUGGUUAGUGUGCCCACGCUGCAGGGCAGCAGGAUACAGGUGAAUCCGAACCACGAGAUCAUCAAGCCCACCACAACGCGCCGGAUCAACGGACUGGGUCUGCCGGUGCCCAAGGAGCCAUCGAGGCGCGGCGAUCUGAUCGUCUCCUUCGACAUUAAGUUUCCCGACACACUGGCACCCAGUCUGCAGAAUCAGCUGUCCGAGCUGCUGCCCAACUAGGCUAGAGCUGUGCCAGCCACACACACACACACACACACGCAUAUAAUUGUUAUCACUUUAGUUAAGGCCUAUAUUUAAUUUACCGUACGUACUCGUAAGACAACUUAGCCUAACCAAUUGUAGCCCUAAGCUAGUGAGUGUGCCAAGCGAAGAGCUGUAGAUAUUGGCCGAGGAUGCAAGCGCUGGAUAGGAUUAGGAAAGAGAACAACACACACACACACACACACAUAAAGCAGCCCGUGUAGCCCGUUUCGUGUUGGAGACUGAUCGAUUAUUAGCUAUUUAGCAUUACACAAAUUCCAUAAGUUGUUUUGUUUACCGCCACAUGAAUCGGUGCCUCAACAUCUUAUACAUAAUAAUCCCAAAACAAAAUAUUAAAUAAAUGAGGUAUUAUAAAUUUAAAGUAACUAACCAUUUUUCAAGCAAAGCACAUUUUCGGCAUUCCAACACGGGGAGGUUACAUCAGUUAGUAGAACACUUAUAGAUUUAUACGCCGUAAGGACAUAGUACGUUUUAGUACCAAUUCUAUUAUGUUAUAAACAAUAAAAUUACUUAUACAC
Molecule: messenger RNA, 2161 nt
Organism: Drosophila melanogaster (fruit fly)
Lineage: Eukaryota; Metazoa; Arthropoda; Insecta; Diptera; Drosophilidae
Gene: DnaJ-1
Product: DnaJ-like-1
Exons: 1
Coding region: 597-1601 (334 amino acids)
Biological process (GO): protein folding
Cellular component (GO): cytoplasm
Source: RefSeq, marked reviewed